Pseudonaja textilis is the source of this 3283-nucleotide messenger RNA. It is a transcript of the gene KCNAB1, whose product is annotated as potassium voltage-gated channel subfamily A regulatory beta subunit 1. NCBI's taxonomy places the organism in Eukaryota, Metazoa, Chordata, Lepidosauria, Squamata, Elapidae. Gene Ontology annotation, cellular component: juxtaparanode region of axon; cytoplasm; voltage-gated potassium channel complex. Gene Ontology annotation, biological process: regulation of potassium ion transmembrane transport; potassium ion transport; transmembrane transport. The record is from RefSeq and is a predicted model, not a curated record. Gene Ontology annotation, molecular function: voltage-gated potassium channel activity; transmembrane transporter binding; potassium channel regulator activity.
AUGCAAGUCUCCAUAGCGUGCACGGACCAUAACCUCAAGAACCGGAAUGGGGAAGACAGACUGAUCAGCAAACAGAACACCACCGCUCCAAAUGCGGUCAAUGCUGCCAGAGCAAAAUUCCGGACAGUGGCGAUUAUCGCUCGUAGUUUGGGAACCUUUACCCCCCAGCAUCACAUUUCCUUAAAAGAAUCCACUGCAAAGCAGACGGGCAUGAAAUACAGAAACCUUGGGAAAUCUGGAUUAAGAGUUUCUUGUUUGGGACUGGGGACUUGGGUGACUUUUGGAGGUCAAGUUUCAGAUGAGGUGGCUGAACAUCUAAUGACCAUUGCAUAUGAAAGUGGUGUGAAUCUCUUUGACACAGCAGAGGUAUAUGCAGCUGGAAAGGCUGAAAUUAUUUUGGGAAACAUUAUCAAAAAGAAAGGCUGGAGGAGAUCAAGUCUGGUCAUUACAACAAAACUCUACUGGGGUGGAAAAGCUGAAACAGAAAGAGGGCUUUCAAGGAAACACAUUAUUGAAGGAUUAAAAGCCUCUCUCCAGAGACUGCAGCUUGAAUAUGUGGAUGUGGUCUUUGCAAAUCGACCAGAUGGUAAUACUCCAAUGGAAGAGAUUGUCCGAGCAAUGACAUAUGUGAUUGACCGGGGAAUGACAAUGUAUUGGGGGACUUCGCGCUGGAGUGCCAUGGAGAUUAUGGAAGCAUAUUCAGUAGCAAGACAGUUUAAUAUGAUCCCACCAGUAUGUGAACAAGCAGAAUAUCACCUUUUCCAAAGAGACAAAGUUGAGGUUCAGUUGCCGGAAUUAUACCACAAGAUAGGAGUUGGAGCAAUGACUUGGUCUCCACUUGCUUGUGGAAUUAUCUCAGGAAAAUAUGCCAGUGGAGUCCCUGAUGGAUCAAGAGCAUCCUUGAAGUGCUAUCAGUGGCUAAAGGAGAAAAUUGUGACUGAGGAAGGAAGAAUGCAACAAUCAAAGCUGAAAGAACUUUUCCCAAUUGCUGAACGCCUUGGAUGUACACUACCUCAGCUAGCAGUCGCAUGGUGUCUUCGCAAUGAAGGUGUGAGUUCUGUUCUCCUUGGAUCAUCCAAUGCUGAGCAACUGAUAGAAAAUCUUGGUGCCAUACAGGUUCUUCCAAAGAUGACAACUCACAUUGUGAAUGAAAUAGAUAACAUUUUGGGGAACAAACCUUUCUGCAAAAAGGACUACAGAUCCUAAUGUACUGCAUGAUUAGUCUGGACUGCAUGGCUAAACAACAGCUCUGUACAUAGUAGUGUACUGAGUGGAUACUAUCCAGUUACAAUAAAAAAAUAUUCUGCAAUUGUAAUUUACUAGAUCCUCUAAGGUGGUUAUGUUCCACCAAAAUUCAGUAACAUGGCUGAUCUGUCUAAACUAGAUUGUCUUUACUGUUUUUAAAAUACAGUAUAUCAAAUCUUAAGAGUUUGGAUUUAAUCUUGACUCAGAUCUAUUUGACUCUAAUGAAUGAAAAAUACAAAAAAAUGCAGAAGUAUUCAGUUCAUUGGGGUUUGCGUAGGACUUUCUUAAUAGAUUCUAACCCCACUGAGUCUUAUUUUCUUUCUUCCUAUUUAUGCAGUGAAAAUACAAAGAAUCAAAGAUUUCUAAGCCUUAGGUACUUAAAAAUAAAAAGAAGGAUGUAUAGAUAUAUUUUUUCAAUAAAUGAAAAGCCAGAUACAGUUGAAAGCUUAGACAAUUUCAGGGAUUUAGAUUCUUCAAGCUCUCUUAAUAAUAGGUAAGUUUGAAGUUUUUUCCAUUUGCAUUUUAAAUAGAAUUGAUUUCUAAACUAUUCAGUUUGGGUUUGGGCUAAAAGAAAGACGGGGGAUAUGGAGGAAUUAGAGAUAGAUGUCUAUCAUCUAUUUUUUUAAAAUGUAUCUGUUCCAGCCAAGCACUUAUAAGCAAGAUUCAGACUGUAAACCUGCAGGCAGGAUUAACUUGUUUUUUAUUGAUCAUAUAUAAGCCAUUCUGGCAUUCUGGGAAUUUUGCUUGAAGCACAAUGUAAGAAUGCUUUAAGAAAGAACGCUUGGAAUUGCUGUACAAUUCCAUUGAAAUAACAUGAUUUUUAUGUGAUUUUGGCUGGAUUGUAAUGCAUUGUUUUAAAAAAUGCCAACUUGCUUUCUGAAGUGUAAAUACUGAAGUAAACAGAUACCAUGGAGAUUAUUGUAAAAUGUUCACUUAGCCAGUGAAAUUAAGAGAAAAAUUAUUGUUCCUUACAGAAAUGGAAAUUGAAAUGGUUUAGUUAACUGCUCUUUUACUAAAAUCUUUUUGGCAAUGUUUAGACAACUGUACAAUAAAUGUACAUAGUGUGUAGAGCUAUAUACUUUUCUGAUAGCUAUGUAGAUGAAAGUACUUUAUCACAGUUGAAUGAAAUCCUCAGAUUUUUGUUUGCUCGGUUCCUUUCCUUCCCCCAUUCCAUUUGUAAAUUGCAUCUGUGAUUGUUACCAGGAGUAAGUGCUUAGAUUUUUCCAGUCAUCCUGUUCAUCUGAAUAUUAAAAAUGGCCAAAUAUUAAACCAGAUUAAUGUCAGGGCUGCAUUGUAGAAUUUGGGGUGCAGAUUCUGUGCAUGCACUUGUUGAGGCAUAUUAAAGGCUGCUAAUUUUUAUUUGCACACAGUUAUUCUGUUGCAGCCAUGUGGCUAAAAGCCAGCAAAAGCAAACUGAAAAAUGAGGGCACCAUAUGCUAAGAAUCUGUGCCAAAAGAAGAAAAAAAAGACACGGGCAUCCAUGUGCAUCAAAAGGAAUUUCUCUGUUUUCUGCCACAUUUCCUAGAUUUCAUUUACAGGUUUCCAUGAAAGAUACCUCAAAUGGAAAAAAUGUGCAAUUUUCCUGGCAGAUGUUAAGGAAACAAAUGAUAUGAAAUAUCUGGCCACAGCCUAGAUUCUCAUGCAGUCCUUCAUUCAAGGACACUUAACAAUCUGAUUAAGCUUUUAAGUUCAAAAUUAUCCUGGUACUUGAGAAAAAGCAACUACUGUUUGGGCUUCAGUACUGUGUGAUUUAAAGCUCUUAACCAUGCUUGUGUCUUGUUUUCGUCUAUAUUUUGCUUUUGUUGGCUACAGAUACUUGGAUCCAUCCUUUAACACAAUGCAAAAUGAACUCUACCAGGUGGUUUCAUUUCAUGCACAUUACAUCCCAGAAAAAAGCCAAUUUUUCCCUGGAUUGUCCACUUUGAUAGCUAAGAACCCUUAUUCUAACAGUUUCUUUAGGGUUUACCUUUGACUAUAAAGUAACAUUUUUUCUAUUCUGUGUGAAAAUUACCCUGCAAUGCCAGACUAUUAUAGGUUC